Messenger RNA from Lethenteron reissneri (Far Eastern brook lamprey), 1431 nucleotides. Its product is annotated as motor neuron and pancreas homeobox protein 1-like. The record is from RefSeq and is a predicted model, not a curated record. Gene Ontology annotation, biological process: regulation of DNA-templated transcription; neuron projection morphogenesis; spinal cord motor neuron cell fate specification. Gene Ontology annotation, cellular component: nucleus. Gene Ontology annotation, molecular function: DNA-binding transcription factor activity, RNA polymerase II-specific; sequence-specific double-stranded DNA binding. Lineage: Eukaryota; Metazoa; Chordata; Hyperoartia; Petromyzontiformes; Petromyzontidae.
CUACGGCUAUCGUCCACAACCCACGCUCACCUCCUUGGUACAGACGGAAUUUCCGACCGUGUCUCACACUAAACGGACGAUCAAGUAGAUCUGCUGUGUACUGGAUAAGGACGUGUGUGCAAGUGGCCAGCGGGUGGCAGUCCCAUCUCAGAUGGCCAAGUCGCAGGGAUUCCGGAUCGAAGCUCUCCUCGCCUCCCCGCCCUCCUCCUCCCGGCGCGGGUCUGCCCCGACGCCCUGCCUGAGCCCCGUGCCGCCCUGCCGCUCCCCCUGCAGCCCGUGCGUGGCUCAGGAACCCUGUGGGACAGUGUAUCUUCAGCCCUGCAGCACUUACAGCAGCCAGCACCAUGGACAGCACCUCCAGCAUCAUAUCCACCAUCAGCAGCAGCAGCAGCAUCAUGGGAUGAUGCCCAGGGACACGGGACACCUGCACCAGUCCAUGCACUGCGAGCACACGCAGCAGCAGCAGCAGCACGUCCUGCAAGAGCAGCGAACGCUGCCACCGCUCGGUCACAGCUUUGCGAGCGGGGAGGCCGCCUACGCGUGCCGGGCGGCUGGGCCACACCACCUCGUGCACGUGCAGCACAGGGCGGGCCUGGGGGUCGCGUUCCCGGGGCCCGAGGCGAGAGCGCGGGGUGGCCCCAGCGGCUCGGUGUUCCUGGAGGCUUGGCUGCGCGCCUCCGGCACCGCUCUGCUGCUGCCUCCUCUGCCACCCCAGUACCACGGAGCGAUGGCAGUGACCGGUAAAUGCAGGCGGCCCCGCACGGCCUUCAGCAGCCAGCAACUCCUGGAGCUCGAGCGACACUUCAGCCGCCAGCGCUACCUGUCCCGCCCGCAGAGAUUCCAAGUGGCCUCGGCGCUCAUGCUCACAGAAACACAGGUGAAGAUCUGGUUCCAGAAUCGAAGAAUGAAGUGGAAACGUGGCAAAGGUGGGCAGCUGCAGGAGAAGCAAAGCUUGGGGCCAGCGCGGAGCGGGCAGGCUGGGCGACCUGCUCCAGCUGCUGCCUCCGCCAUCACCACGGGACCAGGGGCAAGCAAGGAGCCAGAUCGGACCAGCAUACCCGAGUAGAAUUAUUCAACGCGAGAGCUGCGUUUGUCCAAAAGCCUUGGAACAAAAGAUAUUACCCGUCUGAAAAAAAGGUCGAGUUUAAAGGUUGUUCAGCUCCGUUAGUCUUUGAAGUUCUCGCCUCAGCAUGUUGGGCUUAAUUAUGCAUUGGCAAUCGGUCCCUUUUGGUCCAGUGUCGGUAAAACAAUGUAAUUUAUCACCAACACUAGAGCAGAAAAUCACGGUGAUGUGUAGCAAGGGUGACAAGCGUAUUAAAUAGAAGUACAUUCAAGAGAGGGUAGCAACUACUAACAUUGGACCGAGUUGAAAUGUAUUACUUUUACACGGAACCGUUUACAGAUAGAUGUACAUGCCUGUAUGCAAUAAGC